AUGGAAGGAACACCUUUGGUUUCUGGCGAUGAAUCUAGCUGGACCGAUGCAGAUAUUCAGCUCUACUUUCGUUCAACUCUUCCUUUAAAAAAGAGAAGUGCUAUUGUUAGAAAUAUUUACCAGAGACUGAAGAAUUAUAUAUACUCGUCUAUAUCUAUAAAUCUAGUAUGGAAUCAUAUACAAGAUUUCUUUUCUGUGCGAACAAAUAACCGAGAUUUGCGGGUGUUGGCAUAUAAUCUAAUGGAAAGGUAUAUUUAUACGCAAAAGGAGCUGUCUUUGAUGGAAAGAUACGUGUUCUUUCAGUCCAUUGAACAGAAUGAGUUUCAUGAUCUGGCAGAGCUUCGACUAAAGCUCAAAACCUCAAAUGUUUUGACGCAGGAGGGACAUAAGGUAUCUGGAAUUGAAAACAAAAUUUGUCCUUUGCUAGCGACGUGGUUCAUUCAAGCUCACCAGCUUCAAACAAAACUCCCUGAAGAGCGGGGUCCUCUCAAGGAAGAAGGUUUGCUGCUUUUGGCAGAGUUAUUUAACUUUUCUAGUAAUUUGGUAAAAUUCCAAUUUUAUAGGGUUCCUGAGCGCCACGCACUUUUGCUCAUUAAUUCAGUCGUUGAAGUCUGCAACCGAACUCCCUUAACAGAGGUAGUUGAAAAAACAUUACUUCUUUUUGACGCUCUUGUCCGUUACUCUUCUGUUCCUGGAUCUGCUGUAAAUGAUAUGGUUAUUAUUUUAUGCAGCGCUUUUGUUAGUACAUUUUCCUAUUCCAAGCUGGCCAACUCAGUCGUUGUUAAUUUGUUCCAAAGCCAUAUUUCCCACAUUGUCUUUGAAGUUAUUGUAGAUAUUCUGCGAAACUUAAGGACAAAUGUGAACGCUGUUCGUGGUGCUGUUCGUCUUAUGCGUUUUUUUGUCUUGCACGAGUCAAGUAUAGAACCUAUGACAUCUUUUACUUUAAGUUCCUCCAUAAAAUAUACAGAACUUCCUUUGGGCUAUCACGAAAACAUUGAUUUUGAGAUCCUUGGAACCGUUUUCUUAUAUUUACGAAAUCCUGCUAUUUGCUCCCAAUUGUCUUCGGUCGAUUGGAGACGUAUUUUUAAUAUCCUAACAUUUUCUUCAAGUUAUUUACCCUUAGAAUUAUCAGAAUCCAAAAAGUCGAUUAAUUAUGCUACCGCCUUUGCAAAUUUAUAUGACCGAAUAUUGGAUGUUUUGGAGAUUGAUGCUUUUACACCUUCGUUUAUCUUUUUUGAAGAAAAUCUUAUUAGAUUCUUUUAUAAAAUACUUCCUCUUUUGAAGGCCCCGAUUUUAAAGAGACUUGUUCAGUACAUAGAUGUCUGUAAUCUUACUUGCCCUUCAAGCUCUUAUUGGACUACUAAUCUUUCAUUUUUAUACAAAGUAAGUCGGACUGACUUUCUUUCUGAACAAGAUCAGGCGAAUGUUUUGAAGAUGAUUCAGAAAACUUGCUCAUUACUGGAUAACCAUUCUGUGCCAGAGUUUUAUAGAGUUUUUCUUCUUCCAGCCUUAAAUAACGUCGAUAACUCAAAAGAUGAGGGUUUAAUUGCUCCUUUAUAUAAUAUGCUCUUUUUUAUCCAUACUAAUCAUUCUUUUAUUGAGUUAGAGGAUAUAAUAACGCUUUAUCAGCAAAUAAUUCAUUCCUCCAAUAGUGGAAAUGUAAAUGUUCGGCUUGCUACAAGCUCAUUAAUUCGCCUUUUCUAUUUUUAUUUUGAUUUGAAAUCUAAAAAAGGGGCUGCCACCCUUCUAUUGACACUUUUGUCUUUGCUGAGUAAAAGCAGCUCUCCGAAACUAAGCAGAUUAUUGUGCCUACAGUUAUUUCUUCGAUUCCGUAGGAAUGCACAAGGAAUAUAUUUGGUUGAAUACUUACACGAACAAGCUGCUUUCUCAGACUUCGGUUUGUUAGACGAAUCAACACCCUACGUCUAUCCUGUUUCAGAUUCGUUUAUCAAUGAUAUUUUAGUUGACAAACAUUGUUGGGAAAGAUCGCCUUCCGAAAUUUUUGACGAGAAGGAUGAAAGCGGGAAAGUAAGUGUAUUCACAUUCCCUGCAACUUUACUGUUAAAUGUCUACAGAGAUAUCGUCCUCAUGGAAACCGAAUGGAAUAUGUUUAGUUGUUUUAUUGCUCAUUUCCCCGAUCAGUUAAGCAACCGGAGUUUAUUUAUUCAGUCAAUUCUUCAAAUUAGGGAGUUAGUUAACAUUUUUUGUGAAUUGAUUUCUGAGCGCUUAGCACUGCCUGCUGCUGUACCUGAAGAUGUUCGGAAAGCCCACAUUAUGAUACCUCUUCUUCAAGGUGCUUUAAUGUCGUUCGGAUAUUUGGAUCAUUUCACACGGGCUGAGAAAGACGAAUUGGUUAAUGCGUUCCUACCAGGGCUUGAAAAAAGAAAUGAGGUUUGUCAUAUUUGUAUACAUGCCUUGCUAUUAUGUUGCUAUGAAAUGCCAGUGUCUAUUAGCAAACAUCUGCCAGCUAUUUUGACAAGACUGUCCAGGCUGAUUACUAAAUCAGAUUUAAGCGUUCAUAUUCUAGAAUUUUUAUCUAGUUUGGCUAGAUUGCCGGACCUUAUUGCUAAUUUCACUGAUGCUGAUUUUCGGCAAGUUUUCGGGGUUUCCUUAAAAUACAUUCAACAUUACAAUGUUACAAAAGAUGGGAGGCCACAAACAGAUGACAACGUUGUUAUCAAGCAGUCUUAUUCGAGUUAUGUGUUAGCUUUGGCAUACAGUAUUCUUCAAGUCUGGUUCCUUUCAGUACGGAUAAAUGAACGUAAAAAGUUUGUUCCAUGGAUAUUACGAGGAUUAAGUUUGGCGGCUGAAGGCCAACCUCUUGAUGAUUUGAGCUUGGUUCAGUAUGAUAUGAUGCAAAGAUUCUGUUAUUCGAACUCUGAUAUUCAUAACCAAGCACCGAGUGGUAUUGAUCCUCACAUGGAUUCACAAACCUGGAUUCGUGGAAAUUCCCUUUUUACUGUUAACGUAUCAAAGAAUUUGAACUAUAUGCAAGCUCUUGUACGUCGUCCUUCUGGUACAACACAAUAUACAUUUAGAAAUAUGGCUUAUUUAAGAAGCUGGAUGCUUGGGGAAGACUUGUCGAGUUCCAACGAUCUACCAUCUCAUAAUGGGUUUGCUCCGACGCCUAGUAGCUUUUUGUCACAUUUUUUGGAUCCACAGGGUAUUUCUGUCAAUGGUCAUCCAAUUCUUUUACCAGAUAAUGACUCCGUGCGGAGAGCGAUUAGUGUUUUUGACAGGGUUCCAGUUAUUGAAUCUCUGAAGGCUGGAGUCGUUUAUGUCGGUUAUCAACAGACUGCGGAAGCAGAUAUAUUAGCCAAUACAGACCCUUCUCACGGAUUCAAAGAAUUUCUUAAUGGUCUUGGUGUUUUCAAGGAAUUGAAAGGUAGCAAAGAACUUUAUACUGGAGGUUUGGAUCGAGAACAUAAUAUUGACGGUGAAUUUGCCUAUUAUUGGAGAGACAAGGUCACCCAACUUGUUUUUCAUUGUACAACAUUGAUGCCUACGAGCUUUGAACGGGAUCCUAGCUGCACCAUGAAAAAACGGCAUAUUGGAAAUGAUUUUGUAAAUAUUAUUUUUAACGAAUCGGGUCUAGUUUAUGAUUUUGACACUAUCCCUAGUCAGUUCAGUUUUGUAAAUAUAGUAAUAUCGCCUGAAUUUGAACCAGGUAACUCGUCAAAUGAGUCUGCCAAAUUCUAUAAAGUGGAAGCCCAAACGAAAUAUGAUAUAGAUUUUAGUCUUUUUAACAGCCAUAAGGUUGUUUCAUUGAAAUCUUUGCCUGCUGUUGUGCGAGAUGUGACAUUGAAUGCAGCAGUCUUUUCUCAUAUCUAUCAUCAGGGUGCUGGUGAUUAUGUUUCAAUAUGGACUGAGCGUUUACGACAACUGAAACGAUUAAGAGAACGGUUUUUACCUGCGCGUUUGAUUGAGGAGGAUCAUGAUGGACAGAUGCAGAUGAAAAUCAUAAAUGGCACAAACUUUUCGGAUUUCACAAGUUAUCUCUAA
Schizosaccharomyces osmophilus is the source of this 4002-nucleotide messenger RNA. It is a transcript of the gene tsc2, whose product is annotated as Rheb GAP, tuberin Tsc2. Gene Ontology annotation, biological process: positive regulation of GTPase activity; regulation of small GTPase mediated signal transduction; negative regulation of TOR signaling. The transcript has a single exon. Gene Ontology annotation, molecular function: GTPase activator activity. The record is from RefSeq and is a predicted model, not a curated record. Lineage: Eukaryota; Fungi; Ascomycota; Schizosaccharomycetes; Schizosaccharomycetales; Schizosaccharomycetaceae. Gene Ontology annotation, cellular component: TSC1-TSC2 complex; cytoplasm; nucleus. Bases 1 to 4002 code for a protein of 1333 amino acids.